Molecule: messenger RNA, 2503 nt
Organism: Brassica napus (rape)
Lineage: Eukaryota; Viridiplantae; Streptophyta; Magnoliopsida; Brassicales; Brassicaceae
Product: probable arabinosyltransferase ARAD1
Exons: 3
Coding region: 186-1625 (479 amino acids)
Molecular function (GO): glycosyltransferase activity
Source: RefSeq, a predicted model, not a curated record
AUAUGUUUUGGAUUGAUAGUAGAUCCAUAAUCAAAAACGUGUUUGUGAUUGUUUUAGAAGAAAUGAAACAUUUUUAGCUAAAGUAGUAUUGCUUAGGUUUGUCGACUCAGCUUUUGUCUCUAUGAUCCUCUGUUUUUUUUUGGUAACAGACUCUUGAUCCAUGGAUCAAGUAUUUUAUUAUUCAGAUGAAAAAAAAAAAUAUUAUUCAAAUGACUGAAAGAAUCUCUUGCUUUACGACUCGAUACAUUCCUCGUUGCAAUCAAAACACGAAACAGAUUGGAUCCAAAUCUCACCAAUUUGACGAAGAAGAAGAAGAACAAGAAAUGUACGGCAAAACCAUAAGCAUCAUCGUCCUCUUCGCCUUCCUCAUUGCUUCCUACUCAAUCUACAUGGGCACCAUCGAUCCAACACCUUACUUCUCUCAGCUCGGUAAACCUUCCCCUCCCUGUAACACCACCUCCACCAAAGGCCAACCUCUCCGUGUCUUCAUGUACGACCUCCCACGCAAAUUCAAUCUCGCCAUGAUGCAUCCUAACAUCUCAGACGUCGAGCCCAUCACCGCCGAGAAUCUCCCUUCCUGGCAUCAGACCUCUGGGGUCGGGCGGCAGCACAGCGUCGAGUACUGGCUCAUGGCCUCGCUUCUUAACAACGGAGGCGAUGAAGAGGAGAAAGAGGCGGUUAGGGUUCUUGAUCCGGAGUUGGCUGAUGCCUUCUACGUCCCUUUCUUCUCUUCCUUGAGCUUCAAUACUCACGGGAAGAACAUGACCGAUCCAGAUACUGAACUUGACCGGCUAUUACAGGUUGAGUUAAUAGAGUAUCUUGAGAACUCCAAGUAUUGGCAACGUUCAGGAGGUAGGGACCAUGUGAUUCCGAUGACUCAUCCUAACGCUUUCAGAUUCUUGAGGCAACGAGUGAACGCGUCAAUCCUCAUUCUUGUUGAUUUUGGGCGUUACCCAAAAGAGAUUGCAAAUCUAGAUAAAGACGUAGUUUCGCCUUAUGUACAUGUUGUUGAGUCCUUCGCGGAUGAUGUUGUUGUUGAUGAUGGUGCUUUGGAUCCCUUUGAGGCUCGCAGUACUCUUCUUUACUUCCGUGGGAAUACGGUGAGGAAAGCUGAUGGUAAAAUCCGUGUGCGCUUGGAGAAGUUGCUAGCUGGUAACUCUGAUGUUCACUAUGUGAAAAGCAUACCAACAACACAAAACAUCAAAGUGUCUACGGAAGGGAUGAGAUCAUCAAAAUUCUGUCUGCAUCCAGCUGGAGACACUCCAUCUUCAUGCCGACUAUUUGACGCCAUCGUCAGUCACUGCAUUCCUGUAAUCAUAAGCGACAAAAUCGAGCUGCCUUUUGAAGAUGAGAUAGACUACUCAGAGUUCUCAGUCUUCUUCUCAGCGAACGAGGCGCUUGAGCCAGACUUCAUCCUCAGCAACCUCCGUCAGUUUCCCAAGGAGAAAUGGCUGAAAAUGUGGGAACGUCUCAAGAAUGUAUCUCAUCAUUUCGAGUUUCAGUACCCUCCCAAGAGAGAAGACGCAGUUAACAUGUUGUGGAGACAGGUGAAACAUAAGAUCCCUGAUGUCAAGCUCGCUGUACAUAGACACCGGAGGUUGAAAGUCCCUGAUUGGUGGCUCUGAAGAAUGACAGUUUUUUUUCGCAAGGUUUAGUCUUUUUUUUCAUUUUUUCUCCCUUCCAAUACUGUAAAUAGUUUAUUCUUUUGUUACCUUUGAGUCUCAUGAUUUAUUUAUAGGCUGAUGCAUACUCUAAAACAUGAAUUUCUUAUAACAAGACACUUUUAUCUUUUAAGGUUUGAGAUGAGAGUUCCUAUUGUUGUGAUAUUAUUAUCUACCAAAAUCCAUAGACUCUCAUGAUACACUCGCUUUUAUUUUCACCAACUUUCCUUCCUACAAAGACUGUUUUCAUGCUUAACUGCUUAAGUAUAUAUCUUUGUGACGUUUUGGUAUGAGACUUAUGGCAUUAAAGGUCACACCACUGGCUAUGAUAUUAACUCCAUAAUCCGUAUCAGAUACUUCGGUUCAUCUCCCACAUACUGAUACCAGUUUUAUGCUUGUUUUCCCUUUAAAGUAUCGUUAUAUCUCCUACAUACCAAUUUCAUGCUUGUUUUGACUUACUAUUUUCAUGCAUAAGUAAUAAUUAUUAUAUCUUUGUGACUUUAUCGUUUCUUUUCCCCAUUUUGCAUUCAGUUCACCCCCCACGUAUAAUAUUUGCAUGCUUAGUAUUGCUAUAUUAUCUUGUGCUUAUUGUGAUCCUUGUGACUAGUUACACUAGUGUAAAUCCUUUUGUCAAUUUUCUGUCAUUGUUUCUCUAAUGCUCAAAUAUAGAAUCAUUUAAAAUCUGGAUCAAAUAAUGAUUAGAUACAUUAUAAGAAUAUUAUGAAAUGCAGAAUAAUUUAAAAUCUGGAUCAAAUAUGAUUAGAUACAUUAUAAGAAAUGGCGGAAGGCCAUAAUAGAAAGCUACUUCCCUUAAAAAGUUAACCGACUAAUCAAAAAAAAAA